Orycteropus afer afer is the source of this 948-nucleotide messenger RNA. Its product is annotated as olfactory receptor 6K3-like. Gene Ontology annotation, biological process: G protein-coupled receptor signaling pathway. Gene Ontology annotation, cellular component: membrane. Gene Ontology annotation, molecular function: olfactory receptor activity; G protein-coupled receptor activity. The transcript has a single exon. The coding region runs from base 1 to 948 and encodes 315 amino acids. The record is from RefSeq and is a predicted model, not a curated record. Lineage: Eukaryota; Metazoa; Chordata; Mammalia; Tubulidentata; Orycteropodidae.
AUGGAGAAUGGAAGCCUAUCAACUGUGACUGAAUUUAUCUUCGUUGGGUUUCCCCAGCUCUAUGAUGGUGGUCUCCUAUACUUCUUUCCUUUACUUUUCAUCUAUACCUUUAUUGUUAUUGGUAAUCUAAUGAUUUUCUUUGCUGUGAGGAUGGAUAUACGUCUCCACAAUCCCAUGUAUAAUUUCAUCAGUCUCUUCUCAUUCCUUGAGAUGUGGUAUACCACAGCCACCAUCCCUAAGAUGCUCUCCAAUCUGAUCAGCGAUCAAAAGACCAUCUCCUUCAUUGGUUGCCUCUUGCAGAUGUACUUCUUCCAUUCCCUUGGAAACACUGAAGGGGUCUUGCUGACUGUCAUGGCCAUUGACAGGUAUGUAGCCAUCUGUAGCCCACUCCACUACCCAACGAUCAUGACUCCUCGGCUAUGUGUUCAGCUCUCUGCAGGGUCUUGCAUCUUUGGUUUCUUUAUCCUUCUCCCUGAGAUUGUAUGGAUUUCAACCCUACCCUUCUGUGGUCCCAACAAAAUCCAUCAGAUCUUCUGUGAUUUCAGUCCCUUAUUGAAUUUGGCCUGUACAGAUGCCUCCGUGAUCCUAGUGCAAGAUGUGAUUCAUGCUCUUGCCAUUCUAACAAAAGCUCUGAUUAUUUCUCUUUCUUACAUCAGAAUUAUCAUUGUGAUCUUCAACAUCCCUUCAGCUGAGGGCAGCAAAAAGGCCUUUUCCACCUGUACUGCCCACAUUGCUGUCUUCCUGCUGUUUUUUGUCAGUGUGGGCCUCAUGUAUCUUAGAUUUUCAGCUACUUAUACACCCUUUUGGGACACGACUAUUGCUUUGACAUUCUCUGUACUUGCUCCCCUUUUCAAUCCCAUUAUAUAUAGCCUGAGAAAUAAGGAUAUGAAAGAGGCAAUUAAGAAGCUCCUUUGUUUUCAAAAGGUCAUUAAUAUACCUGAGAGAUAA